AAUCAGCGCAGCGUAUGUAAAUCUCAGCCCAGAGCCGCACAGUCCCUGCCCUGACUGACCGAGGGUGACGUCAUGCGCACAUAUUCCCCGGUAGUGCCGUGUCUGACUACAGCGAGCCAGACAGCAAACAGAAAAGAGCUGAGUGAGUGAGUGAUCGAGCUGCUGCAAGGGAGGGGUGCGCACUCGAACGGGAAUAUAUCGUCUCCAGUCUGCGGGAAUAACGCUCAUUCCGUCCGUUCGUCCGUGCGGGACGACACACUUCGGGAUUGCACUGAUUUAUUAUUAUUUUUUAAAUUUCAUUCUGGACAUUAGGGGGAAAAAGCACUGAUUUGUAUCGGUGGGGCUUUUAAAACAAACCCUUCCCUGUUCAAUCCCACCCUCCUUCCGCAAGUUUUCCCUUCUUUGUUUCAAGAUCUAUCCAAGAUGCCUAGUUCGCUGUUCGCCGACAUGGAGCGGAGUGGCAGCGGCGGGCAGGGGGACGCCCUGGACGACCAAAGAGCCCUACAGAUAGCGCUGGACCAGCUCUCCAGGCUCGGACUGGAUAAUGAUGAAAAUGACCUGUAUGACAACGAGCCCAGGAAAAAGAGUGUCAACAUGACCGAAUGCGUUCCUGUGCCCAGCUCCGAGCAUGUUGCCGAAAUUGUCGGCAGGCAAGGUUGCAAAAUUAAAGCACUGCGAGCAAAGACCAAUACGUAUAUCAAGACUCCAGUGCGGGGAGAGGAGCCCGUCUUUGUUGUGACAGGCAGGCGAGAGGAUGUAGCCAUGGCAAGGAGGGAGAUCAUUUCUGCAGCUGAGCACUUCUCCAUGAUCAGAGCGUCACGGAACAAAAACAGCACCCUGAACGGGAGUUCGACGGUGCCUGGUCCACCCAAUCUCCCCGGUCAGACCACCAUUCAGGUGCGGGUGCCUUAUCGGGUGGUCGGUCUGGUAGUCGGACCAAAGGGGGCCACCAUCAAGCGUAUCCAGCAGCAGACACACACCUACAUAGUCACGCCCAGUAGGGACAAAGAGCCAGUGUUUGAGGUGACGGGCAUGCCCGAGAAUGUGGACCGGGCUAGAGAGGAGAUCGAAGCACACAUCGCCAUGCGCACGGGAGGCCUCAUUGAAUUUACAGACGAGAAUGACUUCCACGCCAACGGCACAGAUGUGGGUUUUGACCUGCAUGGAAACGGCAGUCUGUGGAGCAAGUCCAACUCCAGCGUCACGCCCACCUCUGGUCGCAAGCCUUUCUCCAACUACCGUAAUGACAGCUCCAGCUCUCUGGGGAGUGCAUCCACUGAUUCCUACUUCGGCAACAACAGCAGCUCCAGGCUGGCCGAUUAUAGUCCUCCGAGCCCCGCCCUCAGCUACACUGCCUCCAGCAAUGGCAACAACAACAAUAACAACAUCAACCUGAAUGGCAAUGGCAAUAGAUUUGUCUACAGCAGCGAGGUCAUCUCGCCUGAUUGCACUGAUCUAACCUUUGAGUCCUCGCCGGGAUUUGACCCCACCCCUGUGCCGCCUGGCCUCAUGUGGUCGCAGUACGAACGUGGGGUAAGCAACACUAAUGGCACCACAAACUCCUCUGCCAUUUUUCCUGCCAAUGUUUCCACUAAUGCCAAUGGGCUGAUGGCUAACCAGCGGAGGACCAAUGGGGUGGGAUACACCAGUCAGUCCCGGUUGUCUCCUCCCCUGCACCAAGCCAACAGCGCUGUAGAACACCCACUGGCACGUAGGGUGCGCAGCGACCCGGGCGGGGGCUCCCUGAGCUUCACAGGCUACUCCGCCAACAGACUGUCCAAUGGCAUUGCAGCGCUUUCAGGAUCCCAUCACCCCGGUGUGCCAUCUGACUCAUCCAUCUCCUCAUCUUCUUCCUCCUCCUCCUCUUCCUCCUCCUCUGGGACAAGCCGCAAGGGUAGCCGGGACUGCUCAAUUUGUUUCGAAAGCGAGGUGAUCGCAGCCCUUGUGCCCUGCGGACACAACUUGUUCUGCAUGGAGUGUGCCAACCGCAUCUGCGAAAGAAAUGAGCCCAAAUGCCCCAUCUGCCAUGCUGCAGUUACUCAGGCUAUACGUAUAUUUUCAUAAAGUGACAACACAACCCCCCCUCCCCCUGACUACAAUCGCAACAAACUGCGACAGAACACUCAAAGUUCACUGAUGGCUUUAUGAAAUCCUAAUAACGUGUGUUAUUAUACAUGUAUAUACAUAUGUAUGUAGAGCUGCAGUAUUUAAUGGGACACCCAUUCCAGGGCUCCGGUGUAAUUGUUUAUAAUGUACUGUAGCUUGGGACAAAUAUUUUCAACAUCUAAUGCAUGUUUUAAAUAUUAAAGCCUAGUAAUUAAUAGUUUUAGUAAAGUGUACACAAACGUUAUGAAGUUACAAUAAGGACAUCGCUCUCAUCUGAGGUACCUUGUCAGUUUGUUGACUGUUAGUAUAAACACAAGCCUUUUGAUUUCGCUGAUCGAAUGUACUGGUAGCAGAUCUUGAGAUUCUGAAAUCUGGACAGCUUCUUUACUGACUAGAACAAAAACUUACAGUGGGGAAGAUACUGCAGCUUACGAUCAAACUUAUUUGAGGGAGGGAACAGCAACAUACCCUACAUAUAUAUAUGUAUAGAUAAACGAAAGUUUUAAAAAUUAAUGACAUUAAUACAGAUUGAAGUAUUUUAUUCUUUUUUGACUUGAAAGAUUAUAUUUCAUAUUGCAAAGAUGUUUACAAAUAUUUUAAUUUAAGUUCAGUGAACUUUUUUUGUAGCUGGGUUCAAAUAUCUUUUUAUUUUUUAGUAUGGCCUUACGGCAGCGAACACUGUAUUAUUUUAAUAUUACUCUAAAUGUGGAUGGCAAUUCAGACCACAAAAUGUGUAUUUGCAUUGAACAGUAUUCUGUUGUGACGGAGGGUUUCUAAGUUCAGCAAAAAAUGUCUUAUGAAUCCGUUUCACCCAGCAUAUUUCUAUUCAGUAAUAUAAAGCAUAUUUUAUUCUAUAUUAUUACAAAAUGUAUAAAACUUAGUACGUUCAGACAAAAAGGAACCGUUUAAGCUUUCUAAAAAUUUGUAUGAAUUAGAUUCCAGUGGGAUUCAGAGUUCUGUUCUGUUGCACCACUAUAGGUUUAGGAUUUCUAUUUUAAUACGUUUGUUUACCACUUGUUUAUGUAUAUGUAGGUGAAGUUACUUGAGCGUAUAUGUACUUUAUUGAGGAAAAUUUAAGAACAAAGUAUAUUUUAUUUUAUGAUAAAAGGCCUUUAACCUCAUGGUCAAAUACUAAUAUUAUAUUUGCUGAAACAAGAUUUGAAAGUGUAUCAAGAGUUUUAUUUUUCUGACAUUUAAAGUUCUACAUGAUAAAACUUAAGUAAUGGUGCUACUUCAUGUUUUUUUAAGUAUUUUAAGUCCAAUAAAAUGGUA
Molecule: messenger RNA, 3378 nt
Organism: Xyrauchen texanus (razorback sucker)
Lineage: Eukaryota; Metazoa; Chordata; Actinopteri; Cypriniformes; Catostomidae
Gene: mex3b
Product: mex-3 RNA binding family member B
Exons: 2
Coding region: 424-2064 (546 amino acids)
Molecular function (GO): RNA binding
Source: RefSeq, a predicted model, not a curated record